This is a messenger RNA of Lytechinus pictus (painted urchin), 1323 nucleotides long. RefSeq lists its product as uncharacterized. NCBI's taxonomy places the organism in Eukaryota, Metazoa, Echinodermata, Echinoidea, Temnopleuroida, Toxopneustidae. The record is from RefSeq and is a predicted model, not a curated record. The transcript has 5 exons. Bases 1 to 1323 code for a protein of 440 amino acids.
AUGGAAACUGACACCCUGCCUUCUCCCAAGAACUCUGGCAUAGAUGUAACAGAUCACACGCAGAAGAACAAUUCUGUGAAUAAGGAUCAACCCAGUGGUAACAAUGGCUACAGCUUCCUGCCACGGAUCACACCAUCCAUUGAAUCCACUGUGUCAUCUUCUCCUAAGACCAUCAAAGGAUCCGGAUCUGAUGUCCAACUGACCAACUGUCCUCUGGAGAGUCCACCAGCGACAUGCAAACCCUAUCAAGAGCCUUUGAAGACCAAGGCCCCUUGGGAUUCUGUGUCUGAUGGAAAGGUACACAAGACCAGAGUCGCUGAGAAUCUGAAACAGAUCGUUAUCAGUCCAGAAGCUGACUCUAACAUGGACAAGGACGCUGAUGAAUCCGGAUGUUUUACGAGCCUAAGCCAGGUCAACGGCGGCACGUCUAAAGUGAAGCUCAUUCACGUUCGUCCAGCUCCAGAUGCUAACUUGCCGAUUACGACCACUGGAGAUUCCACAUCUGAUACUGCAGUUACUAAGAUCCAAAGCCAGAAUAACAGUAGCACUCCAAAUGUGAGGGUCAUUCAAGUAAGACCGGCCAACGACCCUUACUUUAAGAUCGCUACUACCAGGGAAUCUAGACCUUCUGACCUGGCUUGCAGGAAUGGGAGUUCAACUAAGGCAUGCAACAACACCGUGACCAGCGCACGCCUCAUCACCGUGAAACCAGUGCAAGAGCCCCUGCAAACCAAGGUCAAUGAUGUAUCUGCUACAGGAGUCCAGAAGAUCCUUGAUGCUACGAACGCGGCUGUUACGGGAAUUAAAUCUACUUCCACUGAGAUCACAGUCUCCAAGCCAACGCCACCUUCCGUUGCAACGAAUGACGUGCUCCCGAUCAAGAACCUCGGACCUCUUGUCGACCCACUGAAGUGGCAGUACCCAGUUCCUCCUCCUAAGAUCCAGAACUGGACCACCGAGCCACUAGAGCUGUCAAAGAGCCCUCUCCCCAGCAGCGGACAAGGAGAAGUAUCUCUGAAAAAUCUCUUCGAUCUGAGCCAUAGACAUCCAACCUGUCCUGAAGAAUCAGAUACUGUUUCCAGAUCUCAAAACCUCGAUGUUGUUCCCGCGGCAAAUGGAGGAGAUUUUUCCAAGCCUUCCAAAAAGACCCGGAAGGAGCCUUCUAACAGACGAUUUCCAAAAUCAACCAACCCGGGAAUGACUCCAGACACAUCUUCUGAUAUCCAACAAACGGCUAUGGAUCUGAAAACAAAGAAGAAGCUCCUCAAACGUUUCCUAAAGCUCGCUCGCAGGCACAAGAACAAGCCUGCGAAGGCGGACUAG